Aspergillus puulaauensis is the source of this 855-nucleotide messenger RNA. RefSeq names its product alpha/beta fold hydrolase. The record is from RefSeq and is a predicted model, not a curated record. The transcript has a single exon. The coding region runs from base 1 to 855 and encodes 284 amino acids. NCBI's taxonomy places the organism in Eukaryota, Fungi, Ascomycota, Eurotiomycetes, Eurotiales, Aspergillaceae.
AUGACGACCCUGCAAACCGUUCCGACUUCUUUUGUCUCCGUCAAUGGGUUGAGAAUUGCCUACCGGCGCUUCGGAGCCAGCAGUCCAUUGCCUUUGGUCUAUGUCACUCAUCUUCGUGGUAGCAUGGACACGCUCGAUCCGCUUUUAUUCAAUGGCAUCGCCGAAAGCCGCGAAGUGAUAGUCUACGAUAGUGCUGGCAUCGGACACAGCGAAGGAACCGUGCCGGAUUCUAUUCCCGAGAUGGUCGCGGUCCUUGUCAACCUCCUCGCUGCGCUUGAAAUCCCAAAGGCCGAUUUCAUUGGCUUCUCCAUGGGUGGCGGCAUUGUACAGUAUCUGGGAUAUACAUACCCUCAGCUUGUCAACAAACUGGUCCUGGCCGGCACUCAGCCCGGAAUCGGCGAAGGUGUGGCUUUGCCUCCGCGGGAGGUCCUGGAGAGUGCUGGAGCAAACAACGACCAACCGCCGACGGAGGAUGACAUGAUGAAGCUUUUCUUCUAUCCCUCCGAGACCAGCCUCGGCCUCGGCCAUGCCUGGUGGAAGCGUAUCCACGAGCGAAACGUUGAAGGCGAACCCCGGAAGGGAUAUCUCACUGGGACCGGGGCUCAGUCGCAGCUCUCUGCGAUUUUCAAAUCCACCACUGAUACUAGCACCUUCGAUCGCUUGGUAGACAUCAAGGCCCCGGUUCUUGUGACCAACGGCCAUACGGACAUCAUGUCGCCCACCUCAAACAGUUUCGUCUUGCAGCAGGAGAUUCCCAAUGCCCAGCUGCAUCUUUACCCUGACGCAGGGCACGGACAUCUCUUCCAGGUGCCAGAGCUUUAUGCAAAGCAGCUUGAGCUGUUCUUGAACAACUAA